AUGCCAUAUCUAGUCCAGCCACCCGCGCAAUCCAUCGAAGCUUGCGACCCGCUGUUCACCUACGUGCUUGACGACCCUGUCCCCUCCGAAAUACGUAUACUCAAGGGUCUUAAGGAACUGGGCUGGGAAGUCUCCGUGCAUUUCCACGAUGAUGCGGUUUAUCUAAAUGCCACGAAAGAGAUCGGAAAGGCGAUAAAAACGAUACGACGCAGGACGCAGAUGAUACAUGGGGAUAUGGUUGGGGACAGUCCCAGGUUGACUCUCGAGGAAAUGUGGCAGAGGGAGAUGACCAGCAAGUCGGAACAAGAACUCUACACUAACAAAGAGAAGGAGGAAGUCAACGAUGCAGCAAGCAUGAUGUCGCGGAUGACGGAACAAAGAGCUUGGGUGCGUUGGGCUGAUGAGGAGGCUGGGUUGGAGCCGGAGAGCCCUAACGUAGUGCAAGCCACCGAUAAACAGUCCUACCUGUCGCACGCUCUGAGUUUAGAAGACUACGAGGACUCAGUCAUCGACGUUCACGAAUGGCCUGCUGGCAGCCCCAUCGGGCUUAUGGGUAUGUCCGGAUACUGGUGUCCGCCCGUUUUUCAUGCCCGGUCGCAAAAGAACUCUCGAUCUCAAUCCAUCGCACCAAGCACUGUGCUUCCAUCACGAGACUCGAAAGAGACUCGGAAGCUCAAGAAGAAGGUUAUCCGCCGUGACUCAGAACCCUCGUUGGGAAAGUAUCUGCCACUUGGGUUUGUCAGGCCCCUGUCUUGGGUGAAAGGAAAGCGAAGCGCGAAUGAAGGGGCCAGUACAGAUGCAACCGCACCAGAUGAGCAACAAACCACCGCUCGUCUUAUCUUCCCUGGCUGUGAGAUAACCCCAGAAGCCUACUUUCAGCGCACGAACCGACCCCGGAAGAAUCUACAGCCGCGCCAGCUUACACCACCACCAGGACUAGAGAACGAUCCCUACAUGUGGCAAGUGUGGGACCGCGGCCGUAAAAGGCAGCAAGAUAAGACUGAUCGUGUGCUGGGCAAAGACAGCAUACAUAGAUCAGAUAGUGGCAAUGCUAGUUGGUAUGAUGGGUUCCAGAAGAUGAUGAAGGAGAAGGAAGCAAAGGUGGCCAAGGAAGAGAAGAAGGCCGAGAAGAAGGCGAGGAAGCAGAGGGAGAAAGAGGAGAAGGAAGAGCGGAUACGCAAGGAGAAUAGGGAGAAGGAAGAGCGGAUACGCAGAGAGAAUGAGGUGAGGGAGGCUUUGAGGAAAAAGGGUGAUUUCGCAGACAUCCUACGAGACCUGAUCAUAACAACGGACGGCCAAGCCGAGGAGCCGUACUCCUAUCACGAAUGGGGCUACACCAUCUACCGCACAUGCUACACGCCAGAAUCUCAAUCGCAAUGGGAAUCCCUAAUCGAAGCCAUCCAGCGAGGCGUCGAAAAAUCCCUCCCUGAGUCGCAAAACGAUGAGCCACCGACAACAUCUCAACUCCUACGCUCCCUCCUACGUCUAGACUUCCGUUCCGAUGCUUCUCUGUACGAUGGUCUUACUAUCGACCAGCUUCGCCAGACGUAUGUCAAUCCACCAGAAGAUUCUGUGCCCUCACCGAACUUCUACAAAAGCGAGCGUGUCUUCCUUGUCGCUGACGCGGACGUUUUGAUGGAUCCUUGCUUUCUACCGGAAGAGAAUGAGACAACGAACGUACCCGUUGACAACAACACAAGCGACGUUGCAACCACGCAGAGUGUGCAGAGAUAUCACUAUCAACACCACGGCCACAGCAAGUCCUCUAGUACCAAGCGGCGAUGGCUUAAGUGUGUCGAGGUGGACUACGUUGCUGCGGAUCAUCAUCCAAGAAGAAGAGGUCAGGGCCCACGGCCGUAUUUUGGCUGGUUCAUGAUGACGGCGGAAAGCGUGGUGGAGCUGUGGGAGGUGUUGCUUGAUCAGGAUGUCGAGGAGGUUAAACCUAGGUUGGUUGAUGUGAUGAUUUGGGGAGGGUAUUGA
Messenger RNA from Alternaria triticimaculans, 1980 nucleotides. RefSeq lists its product as uncharacterized. NCBI's taxonomy places the organism in Eukaryota, Fungi, Ascomycota, Dothideomycetes, Pleosporales, Pleosporaceae. Bases 1 to 1980 code for a protein of 659 amino acids. The record is from RefSeq and is a predicted model, not a curated record. The transcript is spliced from 6 exons.